Rangifer tarandus platyrhynchus (Svalbard reindeer) is the source of this 216-nucleotide messenger RNA. The record is from the annotation of a GenBank genome assembly. Lineage: Eukaryota; Metazoa; Chordata; Mammalia; Artiodactyla; Cervidae.
CAUGCAGCUAUGAAAAGAGAAGACCCGGAAACAACAGAGGGGAGUACCAGCACACACAUCGCCAAGUCGGGUUCCCAGCCGACAUCCAGACUCCAGCAUCCCUGCAAAAUCCCAAAUGAGGUCCAUCUGGACCCCCAGCGAGGAAAGAAUCCCGGGCUCUGCGUCCACCCCAAGGGUGAGACUUCACACUGGGGUUAUGGGGGCUCCCAUUUAUAA